Molecule: messenger RNA, 8496 nt
Organism: Acipenser ruthenus (sterlet)
Lineage: Eukaryota; Metazoa; Chordata; Actinopteri; Acipenseriformes; Acipenseridae
Product: signal-induced proliferation-associated 1-like protein 3
Exons: 18
Coding region: 1419-5123 (1234 amino acids)
Biological process (GO): epithelial cell morphogenesis; regulation of small GTPase mediated signal transduction; activation of GTPase activity
Cellular component (GO): plasma membrane; cytoplasm; Golgi apparatus
Molecular function (GO): GTPase activator activity; protein binding
Source: RefSeq, a predicted model, not a curated record
AGGGGGUUUGAAAUGUGUAUAGAAUAGAAACACAAGGGAAAGAGAGACAGAGCGACAGAGAGAAAGAGAGAGAGGAGAGAGAAACCUGUCCGUUUGACAAUGCUGGAAUAGGGUACACAAAAAGGAGUCGAAUCAAACACAAGGAUUUGCCUGUGAAGAAAAAUAUAUAGAAAAAAAAAAUGCCACAAAAAUAAGUAAGGCUUAGCUGUCUUCCUAUUGUAGAGGAUACAGGAUGUACCAGAAUAGACUGCUGAGAAAGGAGCGAUUUCUGUACGCAGUGUGAAGGCCAAGUGAAAGUAUUUAAAAGUCUUUGUGAUUGACCAGCAGAAGGGAAAUAAAGACACCUGUAUCACUGUGGGCUAAUUCCAGAACAAUUGUAUUGAGACUGUGCCAAAAUCCUGGUCUGUUUGAGCUCCAAAACAAGAGAAGUGAAACCAGAAGCUAGAAUCGAUGUGAAAAAAGUAUUUGGACAAAGUGUGUCUAUAAUUCUGAGCUUCCACUCUUCUGGAACUACUGCUAUCUCACCUUCUUGGUUUCUACGGCAACAGGUUUGACAAGUUCUAAUGAACUGUGUUUGAGGCCUUUGGGGAGAGUAGGCCGCCACAGGAAAUGACAUCAGUUGCCAAGGAGAAUACUGGUGCUCUUACUGAGAUUGGAGCCAGCUGAUUCUCACUUAAAGGGGAAAUACAAAACAUCUAAUAUUCUUUCAAUCAAAGGAAUUGAUCCAUCAUCCUUUAAAGUAAGAAGGUCAAGCAUCCGGUGCUUACUUUUAAAUUAAAAACUCUCAGGCAACAUUUUUAACAAGCUCUUCAAAGUGCAAUAUUUUGAGUAUUGGGAUUAAGAGAGAAAUAAAGAAAGUUGUAUAUUAUAUAUACAAUAUAUAUAAAUAUAUCCAUAUAUUCUACGCAAUAUUUACUUUCUCAUCUAUCUCCCAGUAGCAAAAGUUAAACAAACACCAGCUUUUCCACUUGAAACUGUAAACUAUUCAUUCCGUGUGACUCCAGACACAGUAUUUCUUGAAUAAAAAACUGUUUCCAUUUUAUAUCAUAUGCAACAUCCUGUUUGGUUAGCCAAAGCUGAAGAGCCCAUAAAACCACCAAUUAUUAACUUCUUAACCAUCUGUUAACUGACUUUAUCUACAAUAUACUGUUCCAGAAGAUUCUUGAUUUAUCGGGACACACAAAACCAUAGCAAGGAUAGUUGGAGCAGACUCCUGUCAGCCUCACAUGAACAAACCGACCGGAACGCCCGCUUCCUCCCAGCGAUUCCUUCUCCAGCCCCUUUUCAUGUGCAGAGCAUCCCCAGCACUGUCCAGCAGAAAGCAGUGGCAUUGUAACAGCUGAGAAGCAACACAGGAAGUGAGCCGGGCAGGCAGGAAGUGAGGACGUCGGAGAGCCGUUACCCUGGCGGCGUCAACCAUGCAGUCGGACGACCUAUUCAUCCGCAAGUUUCGCCGGCAAAGCCCCCGGCCUUCCUUGGCUGGGGUCACCUUCGAGUCGAAGAGGGAGCCGCUAAUCGGUACCCUGCGGGGGAAGGUGGUGGCUGAGUGGCCACCCAGGAAGGAAGGAGAGGAGAAAGGGUCCGGGAUAGGGAGCGGAGCACUGCGGUCUGCAGGGAGAAGCCAUGUGAUGCAGCGGAGCAACAGUGACGUGACUUUGGGGGAUCUUGAAGUGUCUGGGAAAGUGGGGGGCAGUGUGGACGGAGGGGAUAAACUACAAGGUGGGCCAGCUUUGGGGGAACAAGAUGUAGUCCUGCACAGGGAGUACGGAAGUCUAUCUUCUCUGGAAAGGCAGAGUCGAGCAAGGGCACAGAGCAGCGAUGAUCAGGGUGCCUUGAGUCCUCCAGCCCAGCGUUUCAAAGACCCCUUCCUCCUUCUAGGGCUCCAAGCAGGAGGAGCCGAACCGGAUUCCUAUUUCAGAGCUCUCACCCCUUCCGUAGUGAAGCCCAACAAAUCCGAGCUUCAGAAAAAGCCGAAAAGCCAACCUCAGCUGCAGCCCUGUAACGAGAAUCUACCCGGAGGGGCCUGGGUCAGAAACUUCGCCCACUACGAUGUGCAGAGCAUCCUGUUUGACCUAAUUGAGGCUGCUUCCAACCGCGACAGCAUUGGUCGCAAGAAGAACAUCACCUCCGGGGCCUCGGCUGCCUCUCAGCUCCGCAGCCCAGCUCUGCCUGCUCCUCCCGGGGGCGGUACUGGGACUCACUCCCCCGGAGCUGUGUUGGGAGGAAGCACCGAGGACUUGGGGCUGGACGAAGGGGAUGGGAACGACAAUGAGCUGCUGCUCAGCUGCCCGCACUUCCGCAAUGAGCUGGGCGGGGAGGAGAGAGCAGGCUUGGGGCAAUCGCAGGCACGCAGCAGUGGGCAGCCGUGCCAGCUGCAGCUGAACUUCCAGUGCCCAAACGAUGCUGUGUCCGUGCUGGAGGAGCCCAGAGAGAGCCACAUCCAGCAGCAGGGCAAGACCAGUUACUUCAUCGAGCAUGCAGACCUCGGAGCCCACUACUACCGCAAGUACUUCUACAUGAAAGAUCACCAGAAUUUCUUCGGGACGGAUGAGAGGCUUGGCCCGGUAGCGAUCAGUUUCCGUCGGGAGGAGAAGGAGGGAUCAAGUGGCUCUCAGCACAAUUACCGCAUCAUCUUCAGAACCACAGAGCUGAAGACACUCCGAGGGUCAAUCCUGGAGGAAUGUGUCCCGACAGCAGCCCGACACCCCACCCCUCGCGGCCUGUCCCCCAAGAAGCUGCUGGAGUACAUCAUCCCCGAGCUGAACCUGCACUCCAUCCGCCUGGCCUCCACCUCCCCGAAAGUCAGAGAGACCCUCCUGAAACUGGACGAGCAAGGGUUGAAUUUCCAGCGCAAGUUUGGUAUCAUGUACUGCAAGGCAGGUCAGAGCACGGAGGAGGACAUGUACAACAAUGAGAGUGCCAGCAGCUCGUUUGAAGAGUUCCUGGACCUGCUGGGGGAGCGGGUUCGACUCAAGGGCUUUGAGAAGUACCGCGCUCAGCUCGACACCAAGACCGAUUCGACUGGAUUGUACUCUCUCUACACUCGCUACCAGGACUAUGAGAUCAUGUUCCAUGUCUCCACCAUGCUGCCCUACACUGCCAACAACAACCAGCAGCUGCUGAGGAAGCGACACAUCGGGAACGACAUCGUGACAAUCGUCUUCCAGGAGCCGGGAGCACUGCCCUUCACACCAAAAACCAUCCGCUCCCACUUCCAGCACGUCUUCAUCAUCGUGCGCACCCACAACCCCUGCAGUGAGCACACCUGCUACAGUGUGGCAGUGACACGCUCCAAGGACAUUCCACUCUUUGGUCCUCAUUUCCCUAAGGGGGCGGUGUUUCCCAAGUCACCCGCCUUCCGUGACUUCCUGCUGGCCAAGGCUCUGAACGCAGAGAACGCAGCGGAGAAGUCGGAGAAGUUCCACGCCAUGGCGACCCGCACAAGGCAGGAGUACCUCAAAGACCUGGCGGACAACUACGUCACCACCACCCCUAUCGACUCUUCCUCCAAGUUCCCUCUCCUCUCCCUCGGAGGAAAGAAGAAGGAGAAGCUGAAAGGCUCCAAGGGGGCCGAGCUGCACAGUGCUAGCGCCCUCGUGUGGGCAGUAGGAGCGUCGCGGCAGCCCGGGGUUUGGGAUUGGGUGCAGUGCCUGCUGGGAAUCUCUGCAGAGUUCGUGGUCCUGAUUGAACGCAGGUCCCGGAGGGUGGUCUUUAACUGCUCCUGCCGCGAUGUGAUUGGCUGGACGGCCCGGUCGGGCGGGACCGCGCUGGAUAUUUAUUACGAGAGAGGCGAGCUGGUGUCCCUGUGCGUGCUCGAGAACCAGGCUGAAGACAUCAAGGAAAUCAUUCAGAGGCUGGAGUUUGUGACAUGUGGCUGUGAAACGCGUCAGGUGACUCCGUUGCGGAACAGCGUGGGUCACGUGGGGUUCACGGUGAACGACGAGGGCUUUGUGACCGAGGUGGAGCGGUUCAGCUACGCGGAGAACGGGGGUCUGCAGACGGGGGCCAGGCUGGUGCAACUCUGUGGCGAGCUCUACCUGUCCCUCACCCCCGCGGAGAGAAGCGAGCUCCUCCACAAUGCUGUGAAAGUGCACGUCACCGUCAUCCCUCCGGACGAGAAUGGGAAGCCACGCAGGAGUUUCUCGGAGCUCUACCUCAAAGCAAUCCAGGACACUGAGCGCAAGUCAGAGGGCUGGGAGGCCUGGGUCCUGAGGAAGACUGAGGACGGGGUGGAGAGCAGGGUCCCGGGACAGCAGCGAGAGGGAGAGGGCGACGGGACAGAGGUGCCUCUACUCAGCCCCCCCAGCUUGCCCCUGUUUCGAGCAACCUCUCUGCAGGACAGUCCCGUCGUGGAGCCCCUCCCCUCACCCCUGGUGCGCAGCUACUCCCUGGAGAAACGUCCCGCCCUGGAAGAAGCCAAUGGGAACAGGCAUGUCUAUGACAAUGUGGGAAUGCAGCUGGACUGCAGGUCAGACUCUGUGUAUGAGAAUGUCCCGAGGCUUGUGGGCACGACUCCUGACCUCAUUCUUGCGGUCAAGCCCAGGAACCCAGCAAAGGAGGAGGAUGAGAUUCAGAAGCAGUUUUCAGGACUGGACCUGGGUGUUGAGGAUCCCUCUGUCAGUGACCCCCAGUGUCGCACAAUCCCGCUGGGCUUCUCAAGCAGGGCAGACAGGAGCUCGCGAGCCCUGAGUAUCCAGAACUCCAUCACGAAGAUUCUCUCAGAAAAUCCUGACUCUACAGAUGAGGAAUGGCAGUCGAUCUCAGACUUGGCGACGGCUUGUCGGAGCAUCUUAGAGGCGCUGUCGAGAGAGGAUCGGAAAGCUGGAGACGGAGCUCAGUCUAGCAGCGACACGUCUGUGACAUCACAAGAAGACAUGAAAACAAUGAACAAGAAAGAAGGGGAUUCUCCGGGCAAUCUUGAAGACAAAGUGUGUCAACUGGAAGCCAGGCUCAAACAUCUGCAGGAUGACCUCCAAAAGGAGAAAGAGGACAAAGCAAAUCUGCAGGAGGAGCUCCAGAGCCUGAGACAGAACAACCAGCGUCUGCAGGAGGAGUCUCAGUGCACGGUCGCGCGGCUCAUCAAAGUGACAGAGCUGCUGUGCAACGUCAACAAGCCCUACUAGGACCUCCGAACUGUGACCUUUCACCUGGGACCCCGCCGCGUGCAUGCUCGGGGAGGGUGCAUGCUGUCCAUAUCCUUCUUUAUUUACGGGGUGUAGGGCGUGUUGUCAGGAUGAACAACUCAAAGUGUUGGAAUCGUUGAAAAUAACCCACUGAGUUCCGUUAGGCAUGAGAGAUUCUCUGACGCAGCAAUUCUCUGCUUUGAGUUGUUUAUCCCAACUUUUCUAGUUAGACUCGAAACUUUUUAGUUCCAGUACUGCUGGUUAGUAAGGAGUGUUAACGAACCUGUUCUGAAUAUCAUGUUGGUUUUCUAGUGAUUGGCCUUCAGAAGACAAGCAGUGGUCUAUUGUUUCUGCCGUAUUCACAGUUCUCUGUCAAAAACCCACAGUUUCAGUUGACCUGGAAAAUGAAUCAACUAAAGAUCAGAGGGUGUAUCAUAGAAAUGUUUACUAAGGAUACUGUGUGUGUGUCCCUUACACAUGUUUUACAAGUUCUUUGUAGGUUAUUCCCACGCACCCAUAAGAGGUAUUAUGAAAUAUUAUAAGUUGUACAAAAGAAAGCUGUCAUUUUUUUAUUUUUUUUUGUACAUUUUGUCAUCGCCAAUGAUUUUUACCCCGGUUUUCUCCCGAAUUUGGAAUGCCCAUUUAAUAUUUUUAUUCCGGUUCACCACUGCAACUCCCAUGCCGACUCGGGAAACGGCAGCAGACACACGUGUCCUCCGAAAUGUGUCCUGCCAAGCCGUCUUUUUUUUGUGCUGCAGGUCUACAGCGAAGCCACCAGACCCAUAGUGCCGGAGGACAACACAGAUCUGAGUGGCUUCUAUUGCAGACCCGCAGGCAGCCUAUCGGCCGCAGGAGUGAACUGAGGAUUACCCUGCCAACCUGAGGCCUCCCCACCCGGGCGGCACGCGGCCAAUUGAGCCCAGAAGCCCCAGAAAGCUGUAUUUAAAGAAAAAAAGAUCAAACCUGCAGAAAUUAUUAUUAUUAUUAUUAUUAUUAUUAUUAUUAUUAUUAUUAUUAUUAUUAUUAUUAUUAUUAUUAUUAUUAGUUGGUUUAAUAUUUUUCAGCUAUAUAGUACACUAUAUAAUAUGAAAUGUUUACGAAUAAGACAUUUCAGGCCAUAUUUUCAAAGACUCCAAUCUUUAAUUAACUCCUAUGUUUUGGAAAGGAGAUAAACACCUGUUGACUUUACAAAAGUAGUAUCAAAUAUUUAAAUGUAAUUCAAGGUAUCUCCUUUUGUUUGUUUCUCAGUGCUGUACAUUACUCUUGAAUCUCCAUCUUUGAAAAAAGAGAAGUUAAUUUAAGACUAGAGUAAACGCCUUUCCUGUUUAACAAUCAUUCUUGCUGUUUCCGUUCAGGGUUUUUACCGGAAGGGUAACGGAUUGUAUGUUUAGGUUCCUAUGUCUUCUUUGCAACCUUCUUAACAGAUUUAAAGUGUUGUUUCUGCUUAUGAGUUCUAAUGGGGGUUUGUAAUAGAAAAUAAACGGUUAUUAAGGAUGUGGAUUAGAAAUUAUACCCGGAGAUACAUGAUUACCAGAAACCAAUGCACUCCAAAACCAUACUGAGCUAAAUAAAAAAAACGUGGACUUAGACAGGAUGGUACACCUCAUUAAAUCAUACAGAAAAGAGUUACAAGACGUAUAUACAGCUAUCUGAAUUCAAACCCCAUUUUAGUCUUUGCAGAGCUUGCAAAAUGCAAGGGGUGUGCACCUACGGACUUUGUGUAUUGUGAUUGGGUGCCAGUAAUGAGUCACACUCAAUCAGAGGGGUGAGCUCUGAAAUUCCAAAGCUGGGAUCUACAGAGCUCCCUGAUUGUGAUUCCAAGUUUCAAGUCUUCCGUCCGGAUCUAAACUGCAAUGGGGAGAGGUGUGUGCGUGUGUGUGUGUGUGUGUGUGAGAGAGAGAUGUGCUGUCUAUCUGUUACUGUACAAGAGAAAAAGCCCAGCCUGAUACACAAGACAGAGGCAGGCUGUGCAAAGUUUUAAAAGGAGAACUUCUCAUUCCUGCUCAAGUGGACCAACCCCUGGGAAUACGUCUCAUAAGUAACACCAUGAGGAGGGCAUGCAGCCCACACUGCUCGCACAGGGCCUCGGAGCUUAAUUACUCAACACAAAACCAAGCUUAGUGUUCCUUGUUCAUGCACGCAGGGUAACAAAAUAGCCCAGGUGAGAGCCCCAGGGGGUGUGCGUGGCUAACCUGAGUGAAACAAGCACAGCACUCCAUGAGCGCUCAUAGGGUAUUCUGUUUAUAUUACAAUGUACGGAAAGGAAAUUGUGUUUCAUCUUAACAGCUCAGUUCUCAGAAUGACUUUCUUUAGCGCAAGCUCCUCGUCUUCUUUAAGCUGUGUAAUUUGGAGUUCACCCUGUCGAUCUGACAUUGUAUCUCAAAGAAUGCCAGAUGUUCCACUUAUGCAAUAUACUGUAUGCAUUUUUUUGUAAUAGUUUUAAAAAAUAAUAAUGAAGAUAUAUAUUAAAAGCAUCACACUGUGAAAAAUUCUGAUCCAACUUUUCUCAAGAUGGAUGAGGAGUUUAUAGUAUGAUUAGUGAGUAGUUUAGUCCUUGUUCUUGUUAAGCAAUGUACAUAGCCUAGCGUUUAGGUUCUGAAGUCAAUCUGUAUUACCAUAUGCAAUGGUACUGUAUUUUUCUGUGACAAUGUGACCUUUCAACUCCCCACCUACAGCUAUAUAGAGUGGUGGGCCUGACAGAGUUGACAGGAAUGAAAUGGAAUGAGGAAGGCCGUUCUGUCCUGGCACUUAGGAUUUUCCAGACAAGCUCAAAGCAGCUCUAAUCCGGGUACAGGCAGGGUUAGAGAAACAUGAUAAGAAUGCAAUAUUGGAGGAGCAGAACCCAGAACCACUCAGAAUGGUUGCAAACACCAUAAAAUAGUCAGGUGGAUCUACAAAAGUAAUUAAAAUGACAUUCAAAGCUACUUGCUCUUUACAAUUAGAAUGUCCCUAAAUUGUUUUCUGGUGGUGUAGCAUUGCAAGCCAUAAUUGUGACUGUGCUGUCCGUGCAAUACUGUUUCAAUACUAUAUAUCAUGUUAGUGCAAUGAAGGGAAGUAUUUCAUUAUUGUAUGCAUACACAGUGUACACAUUCUGACAGUGUUUAUCAUUUGAGUUGUAGUGUUUUUGUUGCAGCUGUGUAAGCAGCUUUAACACUUUCAAUGCCAGCCCAGCGAUGUCUCAGAACUCUCUGUGUAUCUGUGUUACCCCCUGCGGGGAAAUAAUUGCAAUAUUUCAUUGUUUGUAAAUAUUACUGUUUGUUUUUUGUUUUCAUUUUAUUUUUAAGACGUGUUAAUAUAAUGAUUUUUUUGUUUGUUUGUUUUUUCAUAACUUUCUGAAAAUAUUCUUUAAUAAAAUUGAAUGUACAAAGUGGAA